Messenger RNA from Colletotrichum acutatum, 861 nucleotides. RefSeq names its product cytochrome P450. The transcript is spliced from 5 exons. The coding region runs from base 1 to 861 and encodes 286 amino acids. Gene Ontology annotation, molecular function: oxidoreductase activity, acting on paired donors, with incorporation or reduction of molecular oxygen; monooxygenase activity; heme binding. The record is from RefSeq and is a predicted model, not a curated record. Lineage: Eukaryota; Fungi; Ascomycota; Sordariomycetes; Glomerellales; Glomerellaceae.
AUGCCACCUGUUACCAAAGCAAGUGUCCGGGGCUUUCUUGGUCACGAUGCUGCCGAAGAGGAAGGCUUUCUCGACGUGGCGAGCACGUUCAUCGUCAAUCAGAUCAUCUACGCUGUAGGUGCAAAGCAAUGGCCCUCUCUCCUCCACCCGGUUCUGUACAAAUAUCUCCCAGGUUUCUCGGGUCUUAUGGAACAGUACAGCAACAUCAAGGAUGUGGUCCAGAGGCAGAUGAAGGACAAGAAGGCCAGCGGGCUCAAACCUCUGUCUGACCCGUCGAGAGACGGCAGAUUCCUGGUCAAUUUGCGACUCCAUAUGGAUAUCCAGAUGUCUUUGUGCGCUGCAAGAAUCCAUACUACCACAACGACAAUCGUACAGUGUCUGUAUGACCUAGCCAGUCGCCAACAGUACCUGCCAGCACUUCGUCAGGAAGUGCUAGAGGUUAUUGAAGAGCAUGAAAAUGUGCUCAAAAGACGACCGGCUUCCAAAUUGGGGGAUACGGACAGCUUUGUCAAGGAAGUACAAAAGUUUUGCUCUCCUGAUCUGACCACCUUCCAGCGCAAAGCUACUGCUCCAGUCACACUCUCGAAUGGGUUUCACAUCCCCAAAGGUGCAAGAAUCGAAGUCGUCACUGCCGCCAUCAACGCGAAUGCGGACCUCCACGAUAAUCCCUUGAAAUCGGACGAAGCCCGGUCAAAGUUUCAAGUCCUGAGUGUAAGUGGACUGGAUCUAUCCUGGGGUUACGGUCGAGCUGCCUGCCCUGGGAGGUUCAUAGCCGACUCCUUGACCAAGAUGGUCCUGGUAAAAGUCUUGAAGCGUUACGACAUCAAGAUGCCAGAGGCCUCAUUGGACAUUGCCCAAUGA